AUGUCAGCAACGCCUCGCAAGCCUGGAAUGCCCGGCAGUUCCAACAAAUCAUCACCCGCAGAUCCGCACUCAAACGACGGGCCCACCACACGAGGGCAUGCACGCUCGCCCAGCACCGCAACCAAUAGUCUCAACCGUUCUCCCUCAUUUAGAGGCUCUACUCCCGUCUCUGCGCGCGCGGCUGCAAGAAAACCUGGCCGCUCCAACCUCAGCAUGUCAAACGUUCCACGGGUCUCCAACGACCCCUCCGAAGAGGAGGCGCGGGCCCAGAAUGCCACCUUGAUUGAGGAACUGCGAGAGCAGCUUCAGAAGGCGGAAACCGCCUCCGAACAAUACCAGAAACAACUCGGUGUCCUGCAAAUGCGACUCGAUGAAGCGAUUAGCGAACAAAGUAAAUUGGAGGACCAGGCUCACGAGCGAGACAGUCAAAUCGAGACCCUCAACAAUAGUAUUCGGGAUCAGGGUCGUCAGAUUCGGGACCUGGAACAAAACCAUGAGUCCGAGCGCAAUGCGAUGCUACAGGAGAAAGAACAGCACACCAGCCGAGAGGAAGAAAUGCAGGCCACUAUUCAGCGCCUGAAAGACUCGAUGGCACAGAAGGACUUGCGCAUGAAUGCAGAAGGGGAUCGCCACCAAGUCUCCCGAUCCUCGAGUUUUCGCAACCGAUCUUCCCCGGACAUCGAUGGCCAAUUUGCGCCCUCCUCGCACAUCGAGCGAAGCCCCUCCCGGAACAACUCCACCCUUCUUCUGCAGAAAGACAAACUCAUCGAAUCACUACGCCUCGAGUUAGCUGAAUCACAGAUUAAACUCGUUGAGAUGGAGAAUGGAGGCGGAGCACAGCGGGAACUGGAGAAGGAGUUGCUUGAGGCCCGCAUGGCCAACGCCCGGUUGGUGGAGGACAAUGAAAGCUACCAACUUCUUCUCAGUGAGAAGACACUUACCGGCGACUUUACCAAGGGUGAAUUCAUGCGGGAUGCCCACCCCGGCAAAGACUCAGCGAGUGGACUGGGAUCUUUGGCAGACGAACUCGAAUCCGUGAAGGAGUCUCCCGAAACUGAUGUCGAGCACAAGCCAGAGGGAGAGGUCAAGGCCCUCAAAGAUCAGAACAAAGCCUUGACACUCUACAUUGAACGCAUUAUCAGCAGGCUCCUUAUGCACGACGGAUUCGAACAUAUUCUGGACAAGAAUGAAGAUGAUGCUUCCGACAAGCCAGCAGGAGGCCAUGACAAGGACCUACCCCCGACACCUCCAGAGAAGGAUGACGCUGCCAACUCGUCCUUCUUGCAACGAGCCAAAAGUGUGGUCGGCGGUCCAACUGCUCGACCUCAAACUCAACCUCGCUCGCGGCCAACCAGCAUGAUGCCUCCACCUGCACCCUCGCAGGUCAACCCCAAUGAGAAUCCCAACACUGCACCCAGUAUUCCAUUCCGCACCCAGUCCGUUAGAGCCAGUCACCGCCGUAGCCGCUCGGAACAAGUCGAUCAGGGCGCUGCAAGUGUUGUUGGUCAGAUGUACAGUGGGCGUAACUCGGGCGGACCUAUCAGCCCAUCUACCUUGGGCCCUGGUUCGCGCCAGAGCAUGUUCUCCAGUGCUGCAAGCUACAUCUCUAGCAUGAGCCGUGCACCAUCGAUGUCUAGUCAGCAUGAUCGGGCCGGCCGCAGCAGCUCUCCCAGCGUCACGAGUGACCCUCACGCAGAUACAGCAUCUACCGGUGCUACCUCCAGCCCUCCUCGCUCUAGUGGCGGCAUGAAUAAUUACACCGGUGCAGUGAUGCAGCAGGACAAGUUGCGUCCCCUGCGUCUCGUUAGCGAAACUGCCAGAAUCAAGGAAGAAGAAGAAGCGGCACGCAAGAAGGCUAACCGCGCGAGCUGGAUUCCGUGGCUGAACCGCACCAACCCCGAUGAACCGGCGCCGCAGUAG
Molecule: messenger RNA, 1920 nt
Organism: Penicillium soppii
Lineage: Eukaryota; Fungi; Ascomycota; Eurotiomycetes; Eurotiales; Aspergillaceae
Exons: 2
Coding region: 1-1920 (639 amino acids)
Source: RefSeq, a predicted model, not a curated record